AUGAUGGAUACCUCGAACUCUUCCCGCGUCUUUCUUCCUGCCAAAGGUCCGGCCAAUGCCAAGAAGGGCGCUGAUGAUAGAAGGAUGAAGUUACUGUUGUCAUUGAUCGAAUCUGCAGACAUCCACUCUCGUUCAGCUACCGGUAACAUGGCAACCGCGUCAGGAGUCGCGGCUACGGGUUCUAAUUCAACUGCCUCUUCCAACCUUUCCGUUGCCAGCGAUUCGCACCUCACAGCUAACACCGUUGGGGACUCCAAUUGGGCUCCCAUGGACGCUAGACCUAACCUAGUGUCGCCGCCGUUGGUACCACCACCUCCACUGGCAGCCGCAACCAAACCAUCAGCGGCCCCCUUGUCCAAGCCUCCGACGUUGCUCUCCACUGCAAUGUUCCAAAUGCAGCACAAGAACCAAGCAAAGGGCCUUAAGAUGCCUCCGCCGUUGCCCAACGCCCACAAUGUACCCUCCAAUGUUGCGCUCCGGUCCUUCAACUACAAUCACACUAUACCGAAGGCAGUGUUUCGUCAGGCCCGCACCGCCCCUUUGGCUACUAGCAAGCAUACCCUGGCCACUAGCAAGCAUACCCUGGCCAUCCCCGGAAACAUGUUCCGGCGCCUGAGCGAGAGCAGUUUGACUGGGGAAAGCUCCAAGGAAGCAUCUCCAAGUCAGCUACAUACAGUCUGCUGCUGGGGGGCCGACUCACGUUCAGAUGUUGCUGCCAUCAUCACCAGCAUUGUUGCCCGAGACCGCAUGGCGAUUCGACGCAAAUGCCACAUUCCCCGCCUCUCUGGAUCCAGCAAGACAACCGCGGUAGUGACCAUCAAGAGCCCCUUCCGACGAGCAGGAGGUCCUCGGAAUCAACCAUACUGUUUCCCCCUGAACCUGGCACUACUCCAUCAGCCACGAGACAAGCCGGAUCUCAAAGUCCUUCGUCUUUUGGCCGAGGUUGGACCAGACGUGUUGCGUAUGGACGAUGGCAGGAACGGAGGAGGAUCACUCAUCAUUGCCCUGCAUCAUCAUCCCAAGAACCUGGAGAUUGUCCGUCUCUUGCUCGAAGCCAAUCCCAACUGCGUUCAAGUCUCCGAUCGACGUGGGAACGGGCCGUUGCACGUUGCGUGCUUCCACGGAGCUCCCUUGGAGAUUGUUGAAGAGCUAUACCGUCGUGAUCCCGCCGCCAUUGACAGGGCCAACAUGUGUGGCGAAACUCCUUGGAACAUUGCCCAACGAAACAGUCUUCUAUCUACCAGUCCGGUGGCUGAAUUCCUCUACGCAUGUACCAAACGACGAGAGGGUCGCAUUCGAAAGACUCCAACCAAGAUCUCUCUGCCACGUACCAUCCUCAAGACCAAAUAG
Seminavis robusta is the source of this 1350-nucleotide messenger RNA. NCBI's taxonomy places the organism in Eukaryota, Bacillariophyta, Bacillariophyceae, Naviculales, Naviculaceae. The record is from the annotation of a GenBank genome assembly.